Molecule: messenger RNA, 945 nt
Organism: Dromiciops gliroides (monito del monte)
Lineage: Eukaryota; Metazoa; Chordata; Mammalia; Microbiotheria; Microbiotheriidae
Gene: CIMIP2A
Product: family with sequence similarity 166 member A
Exons: 7
Coding region: 1-945 (314 amino acids)
Source: RefSeq, a predicted model, not a curated record
AUGAUAGCAACUAAGAGUCACAGCCUUUUCACACCGGAGCCACACUAUAUUCCUGGCUAUGCCGGCUUCUAUCCCCAACUACGGUACCAGGUGGGAUACACUUAUGGCCGGACCACUGCACAGGUGCUGACGGACCCAACAGUGAAUAAGAGCCCAUGUUCUGUGUUGGCACCGCUCAGCAAACCCAAGUUCAUUGAGGAUUAUAGCCAAGGUAGAACAAACCAUGCAAAAUAUAUGGAUGCGAACCAGCCUUACAUCCCCCAUUACACAGGAUUCCAGCCCUUUAAGGAUUUUGAGAUCAGAGGACACUAUCCAUUCCUUGGGACAGAGCAACGUAACAUGCCUAUGCCAGACAGUGAUCGGUACAUGCCUUCGACAGGCACAGGCAUUGAAACCAUGCCCUACCAUCCUUACCCACCAUGUCCACCAAGCAAGAAGGUCAACGAACCUGAAUUUGGACAUCCAGGUCUCCGACUGGCAUAUGGAAAAGAAGGGUGGAAAACCCCACCCUCUCUCCAGAAGGCCCCUGUAUAUCCCCAGCUGCACCACUUCCGGAGAGAUGUGUAUCCCCCUCUGCAACCCCAGACGGAGACGCUAGAUGUCGGCAGGUUUGAGAGGCUUCCCAAGCUAGACAAGCCCAACCUGAUCCAGCACAAAGCCAUCUCGGGGUACGCUGGAUUCGUACCACGAUUCACUUGGGUGAUGGGAAUGAAUUAUCGAGAUGGUGUCCAGCAGGCCAUGGACGAAUUCGAUAAGAGUCAGUUUCUAAUAAGAAACCCUGUUUACGCUCUGGGAGAGAGACUACCAAAACAACACUGGCCAGACACCAAAGUUUACCACAGUCAAGGACUGAUACCUUUCUACACAGGAUUCAUACCAAGUAUCUUUGAGACAAACUUAUGGUUUAACAUUUGGCAGCAGUACUCGCAAAGCUUAUCGAAAUGA